Cylicostephanus goldi is the source of this 1167-nucleotide messenger RNA. The record is from the annotation of a GenBank genome assembly. Lineage: Eukaryota; Metazoa; Nematoda; Chromadorea; Rhabditida; Strongylidae.
AUGUCAUCAUUGAUUCUUUCCCGAUCAUCGCUGCUUUUUGGUAUAGAAAGAGCUGGUGCUCUACUGGAUGCAGCUAUAUCACUGGCACUGACGGCGAGGCAGUUUGGUUGGAAUCGUCCGAAAUUUGUUGAUGAGCCUAUCAUCGACGCUGUUCGCGUUGUUCAUCCAUUAUCUCAGCUUGUUACAGAACACUUCGUUCCGAACCCAAUUAGGUUGUUCCUUGUUUCACUCGAAGAAUUUGAAGACCCUUCUUGUAGCUCUGGAGGUGAUUAUUCGAAAAUUAAGAUCUUCACUGGGCCAAACGCAUGUGGUAAAAGUGUCUACCUCAAACAGGUCGGCGUCCUUGUUUUUCUGGCUCAUAUCGGUAGCUUUGUACCAGCCGAAGUUGCCCAUAUCGGUAUAGUCAACCGCAUAUUGUCAAGAAUCUAUACCAUCGAUGCCGCCCUUGAUGGCCUGAGCACAUUUGCAAAAGAUUUGGAUCAAACGAUGGAAGUAAUGAAAAAAGGAGUCGAGCUCAAUUUCCAGUAUCACUUGGUCGAUGGUUUGGUUGACUCGUCGUAUGCAGCGUAUACGGCGUCUAAAAUGGGUGUAGCACAAGACGUUGUGGACCGCGCAAACAAGAUCUAUGAGUUUAUCCGUGGGGGUCACGCUUUGUCCGACAUGACUAGCCUGGAUACUGGUGAAGAUGUCAGGAAUCAGUGGUUGUUGGAUGCAAUGGUGGAGCUACAGCCUCAGUUUGAAGAAUGGGACAUACGUGCAGAUGUGGACAGCUUGCUAGAAAUGCUUGAAAAGUACAUUUUUGAAGCAGAUGAAAAAAUUCAGCAGGACAUGUCUCAGGAAAGCGACUCCACAAGCGAUGGACAGCGUAUGGAAAAUGAGGUAGCUAGAGCUACAGAGGAUGAUGAAGAAGGUGAUGCAGACAGUCAACUGGACAAGGAAGAAGUGGAACAAUCAACAGUUUCUGAAGAUGAGAACAUCAAAUCGCACCAAGAUGCAGACGGCACCAUUCCUGACAUGCCUCCCAGUGCAAUGUGCAAUAAAAGUAAAAGUAAGGACAAAAGUAAUCUCUCCGUCUCUUUCGCUUUGGAUAUGGUUGAAACUGGAGCAGCAGCGGCUCCAACAACCGUGGCUUCGGACUCGGAAAAUGUGGAGGAUAUAAAGCGGUAA